AUGCUUGUACUUGUCAUUCCGCUCGCGGUCUGUGCUUCGCUAUUCGGUGUCGAGGCUUCCGAUUCUCGGCCUCUGGUGCAACUACUGAAAAUACUGCCACUCAUCAACGCUUCCAUCGCCGAAAGUGAACUGCCCGUAGAAGAAAUUCCCUUAAACCUGCCCCCUCUGACAGAAAAUGCUAGAAAUAUUCCGGAGAUCAAUUACAUCGAUUUCCUGAAAUUGACAGCUGCUAGAGCAACAAGCGCUCCUGCAGAAGGCUACGAAAACGUCUUCGGAGAUGUUUUCAAAAAAUUCCUGCCUGGCGAUUUUUACAAAAUCUUGGACCAAAUGGCGGCAUUCAUAAAAGAAAUGAAGAAACUCAACGUUGAUCUCUACCCGAGAGAGUGUUAUGCUCGAGAGCAAGCGAUGCUUUUCGCACAGGAUAUCUACAUAAAGCUCAAAGUCGGGGAGUUUUCCGCAGGACGGUACCGCGAAGGUCUCGAAAACCUCUAUCAUCUCGGACAAAAAAUCAGCUCCCGUGACAGCGGAGCGGCCCAACUCUUGGACGACCUGAUGAUUAGGAUUAUCCGAAUCACCGAGAAAAUAGUGAGUCAAGGAGAACCGCUGAAUAAUUUUCCAGCGACGGACUGGAAUACUGUCAUCUCGCAUUUGGAGAAGCGAAGUUGCGAGCGGAAGAAAAUCAACAAACCCAUCGUCGGGAAAAUCGAGCGCUUGCAGCUGGACAAAAUCCUCGGUGCUGGGGGUUUCGGUGCAGUUUACAAAGCGUGGCUAGGGAACAGUGCGUGCACCGUCAAGCUCGUACCCCCUCAAAUGAUGCCGAGCGCGAAACACGCAAUCAUGGACAAAAUGGUUGCCUCCAUGAUAAACCAUCCUUGUCUCGUGAAGUACCAUGCUACUUUCUUCGCUGAGGGAGCUUUCGUUACCAUCAUGGAAUACAUAAGAGGCGUCGACCUAUCGAAACUGCUCCGCGUCUGUAGCUUCCUGCCGACGAUUGUUGUCAGAAUAAUAAUCGCUCAAGUCGGGGUCGCGAUACAGCAUCUGCAUUUCAACGGUUUUAUCCAUCGAGACAUCAAGCCCGAGAACAUGAUGAUCCUUCCUGGUUGUCGAAUCAAACUCAUCGACUUCGACACGGCGAAAGCUUGCAUUGGGAAAUUCCACAACAAGUUAAUGCCUUCCUUCUACUCCCGGACGAAACUGGAAUUCUAUCAGCCAGAGGUCGCUGGCACGUAUCCGUACACUCCGCCGGAAUGCGUCACGAACAGAGGUUACGGCCGAACUAUGGACUGGUGGGCUCUGGGUGUGGUGACUUAUCAGCUGGCGACGGGUCGAUUGCCUUUCGACAUCACGUCAAUGGACUUGCUCCACAGUCAAAUAAUCAGCGCAUCGUACAGUUGGCCGAGCGACCGAGAAUUCGAGGCGAAACUGAAACAGUUCGUCAACGAUUGUCUCCGGAUAAAUCCUAAAUUUCGCCUCUGCUCGGGACACUACAGUGAGUUCCAGAAGCAUCCCUUCUUCGAAGGCACCGACUGGUACUCAAUAGAGGCAGCUCCGGUCCUCAUUCAAUACGACCCCAUCGUCGAGGUCUACGCGCAGGAACUAGCUUUCAAAAGUACACUCCACCAAGAAUUGCUCACGCCAACGAUGGCUGUCCCUGAUUUGAAGAAAAACUUGGUGAAGGCAAGCGGCCCCGUGGACGACUCGCAAGCUCAGAUGAAGGACGGCAAAACGCCCGCGCCGGCGGAGCCACAGCCGGUGUGUCAUUUCGCGGGUGUGAUCUCGCCCUCGUCGUCCCCCAUGACGGAACAGAAGAGGGCACGAUUGUUCGCCGACAUGAGCAAAAUUAAAGACGUGGACGAUCAGCCGAACAUGUUCACCUUUUCCUCUUGGGCAUUCUCGCGAGCCAUGGAAGCUCUGGAGAGGGGGGAAAUGCCGAAUUCUAAUGCCCUCCUCGAGGCCGCUGAACGAGUUGUCAUCGAGGACGAAACGCAGCAUCCGUAUGCUUUUGAAGCUUUCCUUGUGAAGCCUCUAGAUUCAAAAGGGAAGCCCUAG
Messenger RNA from Galendromus occidentalis (western predatory mite), 2049 nucleotides. Its product is annotated as microtubule-associated serine/threonine-protein kinase 3-like. Gene Ontology annotation, biological process: protein phosphorylation. Lineage: Eukaryota; Metazoa; Arthropoda; Arachnida; Mesostigmata; Phytoseiidae. The coding region runs from base 1 to 2049 and encodes 682 amino acids. Gene Ontology annotation, molecular function: ATP binding; protein kinase activity. The transcript is spliced from 8 exons. The record is from RefSeq and is a predicted model, not a curated record.